Molecule: messenger RNA, 249 nt
Organism: Phytophthora infestans T30-4
Lineage: Eukaryota; Oomycota; Peronosporomycetes; Peronosporales; Peronosporaceae
Exons: 3
Coding region: 1-249 (82 amino acids)
Source: RefSeq, a predicted model, not a curated record
AUGUACGACGAUGAGCCGGCAACGCACCCUACGAGCUCCGGUAUCUUUACCCCCUCAGGCCAAGAGAGCGUCAUCCAGCCUUCAGACUCCGUGGAAGACGCGCUGGAGAAGUUCCUGUCGCCGUAUUUCUCGUCCAACGAGGCUGCCAAGAUCCAACAACAGCUCGAGAAGGCACAGCGAGAUUUCCUGUCGAGUCUGUGUCUGGAGGACGUGAACGACCUCUGUGCACAAUUUGUCACGACUAAAUAG